Carcharodon carcharias (great white shark) is the source of this 888-nucleotide messenger RNA. Its product is annotated as putative nuclease HARBI1. The record is from RefSeq and is a predicted model, not a curated record. Lineage: Eukaryota; Metazoa; Chordata; Chondrichthyes; Lamniformes; Lamnidae. The transcript has a single exon. Bases 1 to 888 code for a protein of 295 amino acids.
AUGUCAGCGGCUCUGAAGGUUGCCCUUAAUUUUUAUGCCUUGGGUUUGUUCCAGGGGUCUGUGAGAAAUCUUUGUGGAGUGUUGCAAUCCGCAGUGCACAGCUGCAUCAAACUAGUGACAGAUGCACUGUUUGGAAGAGUAAACACCUUUAUUCACGACAAGACUGGUGAGGGCUGUCAGGCAGAGCGAGCCAGAAGUUUCACAGCCGUAGCAGGCUUUCCAUGGAUUCAGGGAUCCUUUGACUGCAAACAUGUGCCCAUCAAGGCACCUGUGGGAGAGUCAGGGGCCUUUGAAUGGAAAGGGGUUCCACUUCUGAAUGUUCAGAUAGUGUAUGAUCACAAGCAUGAGAUUCUGCAGGUUUGUGCCAGGUAUCCUGGAAGCUGCCAUGAUGCGUACAUCUUGCGUCACUCCCAGAUGCCAAGGCUGUUCAUAGCUCCAGCCUGGUUGGAUGGCUGGCUGCUGGGGGACAAAGAAUAUCCACUCAAAAGGUGGCUGAUGACACCACGAGGACACCUAUGGAUGCCUGUGAAGGAGAGGUACAAAAGGAGUCAUGCCUCCUCAAGGGCCAUCAUUGAGAAGACAGUAGGCCUCCUCAAAAUGAGGUUUCACUGUCUGGACUGCUCAGGAAGAUCUCUGCAAUAUCUUCUGGAAAACAUUUCCCUUAUGGUGGUUGUCUGCUGCACUUUUCACAUUCUGGGCCUCUCAAGGACAGAGCAGAUGGAGGAUGAAGGCAGUGACGUUCUUCCAGAAGCUGCUGAGGAUGAAUCCAGUGCUGAAUCUGAGGAGGAGCCUUCUCAGCGCCAGUCUGAUGAAGAAGAUCUAGCAAUGAGGAUGUUUAUGGAAGCUGGGGAGACCAGGGAGGCCUUGAUUCAGUGGAGUUUCCAGUAG